This is a messenger RNA of Anolis sagrei ordinatus, 2653 nucleotides long. It is a transcript of the gene SLC17A9, whose product is annotated as solute carrier family 17 member 9. Gene Ontology annotation, biological process: transmembrane transport. Lineage: Eukaryota; Metazoa; Chordata; Lepidosauria; Squamata; Anolidae. Gene Ontology annotation, molecular function: transmembrane transporter activity. The record is from RefSeq and is a predicted model, not a curated record.
AAAAUCCCCCCCGAAUCCGACAAUUGAACUAUCUCGAGAGUCCCUUGUGGGCUCUCCUGCCUGCCUGCCUCUGCUUGCAAGCUGCAGAGACUUCCUGGAAAAGGACCCGAACAGGAAGAGAGGCUGAAAAAGUGACACGUGGACUUGGGGUUUCUUGCAAAGAGGAGGAAUCUGCAAAUUUCUACACCGCUGCGGAGGUUGGUUGGAGAGAGAUAGAUUGCCUUGAGCUGUCAACCCGACUUCACUUAUAGCCUGACCCCAGAAGAAGGGGAUGUUUUGCUCUGGGGUCUCUUCUUCUACCUCCUUUUGAAACAAGUCAACACAGCAUCCCAUCUUUUUGCAGCCAGCAAAGCAUCUAGAGGAGGCUGGAAACUUUCAACUCAUUCCUUUUGCAAUCCCUUGUAUUUGGGUUGUUGACAGAUUCAGGUAGGACAAGAAGAACUUUUGGAUCUUGCAUUUCUUCACCUGUUUUUAGAAAAACUGAAAGUUGGAUGGCUUUGGGUGUCAGCAAGAAUGGAGCACAGGUGUAUGGUGCCGACUUGCUGUCUCUCCACCAUCACAAGUAUCAGCAGAUCCAGCCCCUUCGGUGUGGCCAUUAUCCACAUCAUGAGGACAGCGCGAGAAAGGAUGGGGUUCCUGACACUUUUUGGUCCAGGCCCGAAUCUCGAAUAUGGACCUUGACGCUUCUGCUUGGAACCUGCUUGCUCUACUGCACACGGGUCACGAUGCCCAUCUGUGUAGUGGCCAUGAGUGCCCACUUUGGCUGGGACAAGAAACAAUCUGGCAUUGUCCUGAGCAGCUUUUUCUGGGGCUACUGUGUGACUCAGAUCAUUGGAGGACACCUGAGUGAUAGGAUAGGAGGAGAGAAAGUUCUCCUCCUUUCUGCAACAGCCUGGGGGUGCAUUACUGCCAUCACCCCUCUUUUCAUCUAUGUUGGCUCUGCUCACCUGGUCCUUAUGACCUUCUCCCGGUUCUUCAUGGGGCUGUUUCAAGGGGUUCAUUUUCCUGCCUUGGCUAGCCUGUUUUCCCGGAAGGUGCGGGAAAAUGAAAGAGCGUUUACAUAUAGCACUGUCGGAACUGGAUCACAGUUUGGGACUCUGGUGAUGGGUGCUGCAGGUUCUCUCCUUCUUGACUGGUAUGGAUGGGAAACGGUCUUCUACUUUUCAGGAUUGCUAACCUUGCUCUGGGUAUACUGCAUGUGCAAAUACCUGUUGAAUGAGAAAGAAAUCAUCAUCCCUUUAGAAGACCUAGUGAAAGGCCUCUCCUUAUCCAAACAGACCAAAGUGCCUUGGAAACAAAUAUUUAAAAAGGCCCCAGUAUGGGCAGUGAUUGUGUCCCAGCUGUGUGCGGCUAGCACCUUCUUCACGCUCCUCUCCUGGCUUCCCACGUUCUUCACAGAAACCUUUCCUGACUCAAAAGGCUGGAUAUUUAAUGUCGUUCCAUGGCUUGUGGCGAUUCCAACAAGCUUGUUCAGUGGAUUUCUUUCUGACCAGUGUAUCAAUCAAGGAUAUAAACCAAUCACCAUUCGCAAGUUUAUGCAGAUUGUUGGGUUAGGAAUAUCCGGCAUAUUUGCCUUGGGCAUUGGUUACACAUCCAGUUUUUGCCAAGCAGUGGUGUUUGCAUCCGCCUGCAUUGGAUUUCAGACCUUCAAUCACAGUGGCAUCUCAGUCAAUAUACAGGAUCUGGCUCCUUCGUGUGCUGGUCUAUUGUUUGGUGUGGCUAAUACUGGUGGAGCUUUAUUGGGUGUGGUUUGUGUAUACUUGGCUGGACAUUUGAUUGAAAGCACUGGCUCCUGGGUGUCUGUUUUCAAUCUCGUGGCAACAGUGAAUGCCGUUGGACUCUGCACUUUCCUCAUCUUUGGAAAAGCUCACAGAGUGGACACAGACGCUGUCUAUGUAGAUUUGUAAGCUUUCCCCUGGGCAAAAUCCAGGAAAGUUUUGGACUGAUAUUACAGAACUUCAGCUGAAUACCAAAAAAACAACUUGUUGGUUGUGCAAUGAAGAGAAGCCAUAUGCUAACUUAUUGAUUUUAGGGGUAAAUUCUCUGCCAUUUUCAACUCCUAUUUCUUUUGUGUGUGUUUCAGCCAUUUUGCUGCUGACCUGCAAGAUGGUAAUAUUAGAACUCGCCUUCAAUUCCAAUGGAACAAUGUUUAAAUUUCAGGCAAAUACAGAAGAGGCCACAAUGAUUGUUGCAGAUAAUUUCCAAAAGGCUUGGCAGUGGGAGCAACACCGAGGGCCAAAUUAUCUCAAUGGAGAGGGAGGAUAAAAUAGACAAAUCCGCUUUCUGUAACUGGUAUGGUGGCCCUGCAGAUUUCAGCCAAAGAAUGGCGAAAUUGUAGGUUUCUUUUCAGGAUCCCUCCAGAAUCAGACUGACAAAAAAUGUGUAAUUUAAACAAUAGUAAAAUGAUAAAGUUCACUCUUUCUGGCAAAGGUGGAAAAAAACAAGGAAUGAGAUUUAAAUUAUUACAACAGGAUAAGAAACGUGGAGGUUUUUGUUUACUGGAUUUUCAACUUUACUAUGCUGGUUGCAGUUUAGGAAGAUUGAAAGGAAGUUACAAUCUAGAUAGCAAAGCAUUGCUACAGUUGGAGUACUUAGAUUUAAGAUUUGGAUUGUCAUGGGUAUAUGUGGUAUGAAAAGAACAAAGUAAAUUCUG